Strongylocentrotus purpuratus (purple sea urchin) is the source of this 599-nucleotide messenger RNA. RefSeq lists its product as uncharacterized. Lineage: Eukaryota; Metazoa; Echinodermata; Echinoidea; Camarodonta; Strongylocentrotidae. The record is from RefSeq and is a predicted model, not a curated record. The transcript has 2 exons. Bases 189 to 599 code for a protein of 136 amino acids.
UUAUUUUGCAGGUUUACCUCCUUUCCUUUGCUGUCCAGUGGAAUAGCAGGAUGGAAAGGCUAAAAGUGGCGGAGAAAAAGGGCAAAACGACAACAACCACCGUCCCACGCCAAAUACAGUGCAUGAAUGACCACGCUGAGAUCCUGUUUGGCAAGGAUCAUCUCUUUUAGCCAAACUUUGUCGCCCCCAUGCAGCCACCUACCGAAGCUGAAGAGGAGGAGCUACUCGGCGUCGAGUUUGCUUUCUCCCAGUCUUCAAAGUCCUUUUCAUCAAAGGCAUAUUACAUGGAAAAAGCCGAAGAGGAGCAUAAGGCUGAAGACGAAGAGGUUGACAAGAAGGACGAAGACGAAGGCAUUGAAGACGAUGCAGCCAAUGAUGCUCCUGUAAUUUCAGCAUCUAGCCACAUGGAUGCCGUCAGCGCUCACCACACCGUCCUGACGAAGGAAGAGCAAGUCAGAGAGGAGAUCAGCCCCGUUAUGCAGGAUGUCCUGAUGAGCAACCGCCACUUACACUUGCCUGGUUUCGAGCAAAUUGAAGCCCUCGCCUUGCAUCUGGUUAAGCUGACAGAAGGGAGCAGCAUCUUAUCCCAGCAGAGAUAA